CAUACUAACACAUCUCUACUGUGUCGGACCGGACGUCUCCGCGUCCGCAAUUUUUACGUUUGUUUUAAACAAGAAAAGUCAGAUUUAAACAAAGAAAAUAAUUGUGAAAAUUUAGCAAAAAUUCAAUACCGAAAUUAAUAGCGUUUUAUCCAAAAUAUACACAGAACACUUUGCUAACAUGCAUUGUACCUUAAAAUUUUUGGCCGCGUCAUGUGUCAUCGUCACGCUGCUCGCUGCACAAAGCGCUUUUGGUGACCGUUCUUCAACGGUGACCAAAAGAAUGUCGCAGCCAAAUGGAAAUUUAAUCGAAUUGGAUGAAGAUAAUUGGCAUUUAAUGUUAAAUGGCGAAUGGAUGAUUGAAUUCUUUGCUCCUUGGUGUCCAGCCUGCAAGAACUUGGCGCCAGUUUGGGAGCGAUAUGCCAGCACAGCUAAGGAUGUUAAUGUCCAUGUGGCCAAGAUCGAUGUAACCACAUCGCCCUCACUUAGCGGUCGCUUCUUUGUCACCGCCUUACCCACUAUUUAUCAUGUCAAAGAUGGUGAAUUCCGUCAAUAUCGUGGCGCACGUGAUGCCGAAGCUUUGUUGUACUUCUUGAAGAAGAAGUCGUGGCAAAGUAUUGAGCCACUGUCUUCAUGGAAGAAGCCCGACACCAUUCACAUGUCUUUGCUGUCCUAUUUCUUCAAGCUGUCGCACACAUUAAAGGAUUUCAACGCGCGCCUGCAGGAGGAAUAUGGAUUGCCCACCUGGGGCUCCUAUGCACUCUUUGCCAUCGCCACAAUAUUUGUGGGAGCUGCUCUGGGGUUGAUGCUGGUGUGCAUUGUGGACUUUGUUUACCCACCAAAGAAAUCACAGCGUCAAAGCUUCUCCGAGUCACAGGAGCAUCUAGCCGAGGGCGUUGAGGACUUGGCCACCGAGGAAAUCGAAGAUGAUGAUGAGGAAGCUGUCGAGGAUGAGGAUCGCAACAGCGAUGAAGAUGAGGAGGAUGAGGAUGAUGCCGAAGUCAAGACGGAUCAAAAGAAGUUAAAUAAUGGUGACAAUGCAAACGAAAAGAUAACUGAAAUCAAGGCAGAGAAAACAGAAUCUAUAGACAAAUCAGCAGGCGAUGAGGCGCCCGAAAGCACAGAUAAGCCCAAUACAGAGCAGGUGCGCAAGCGUAAACCCCGUAAGGCAGAUUAAAGUAUGUCUAAGGCAUAUUGAUCGACGCGUAGGGUGGAAACAAAAAAGACUAACAUAACAUUACAAAAAAGAAAACAAACGAAACAUUAAAUCAUUGUAACAACAAAUAGGCAUUCUGCAAUUUGUUGCUAAUUGUAAUUACGGAUCUGUUUUGAAUUGUUUAAAUUCGCGCACAAUACACGAAGAAAUUCUGUCCCAUUUGAAAUGUAUUCCCAUUGAAGCUGCAGCCGAUUUUAUACACAUUUGGCUUUUGCAGCAAUGUUCGAGUAUCGGCAGUCGCAUCCAAGCACCAACAUGUAUUUCAUAAUUAUAAAAAGAGUAACAAUAAUUAAAUAAUUAGUCAUUUUAUUUAA
Messenger RNA from Drosophila hydei, 1527 nucleotides. RefSeq names its product thioredoxin-related transmembrane protein 1. The record is from RefSeq and is a predicted model, not a curated record. NCBI's taxonomy places the organism in Eukaryota, Metazoa, Arthropoda, Insecta, Diptera, Drosophilidae. Bases 179 to 1174 code for a protein of 331 amino acids. The transcript has 4 exons.